AUGGCUACUGAGUCAAAGCCUGGCCGACUCGCCGGCAAAAAUGCCAUCAUCACCGGUGCAGCCGGUGGGAUAGGGCUGGAAACGACAAUCCUCUUCGCCAAAGAAGGUGCCUCGGUCCUGAUGGCCGACAUUUCUGAGCCAGCCCUUGAAAGAGCCAUUGCCAAAGUCAAAGAACUCGUCCCUAACCCGCCUCGUUUGGAGAUUAUCAAAUGCGACGUGUCCAAAGAGUCGGACGUCCAGGCAGCGGUCGAAUCACAAGAUCGACACGGCGGCAUCGACAUCAUGUUCAACAACGCGGGGAUUAUGCACGCCCAGGAUGACGACGCCAUCAACACGCCCGAGAAAAUCUGGGACUUGACUCACGCGAUCAACGUGAAAGGAGUAUGGUAUGGCAGCAAGCACGCCGUGCUCUCCAUGCGAAAGCAUCAGAAGAAAAAGGGCUCCGUCAUCAACGUCGCGAGUUUCGUCGCCCUGAUGGGCGCUGCCACGCCCCAACUGGCAUACACAGCAUCCAAGGGCGCCGUUCUCGCUAUGACGCGCGAACUCGCCAUCGUCCACGCCCGGGAGAACAUCAGAUUCAAUUCACUGUGCCCUGGCCCGUUGAACACCCCGCUGUUGCAGGACUGGCUCGGGGAUGACCUGCAAAAGAGAUUUCGGCGAGAGGUGCACUUUCCCAUGGGGCGAUUCGGGGAGGCGAUCGAGCAGGCCCAGGCCGUGCUGUUCUUGGCCAGCGAUGAGAGCAGCUUUGUCAAUGCCACCGAGUUUGUGGUGGACGGCGGCUUGUCUAGGGCGUAUGUGACGGGAGAAGGGCCACCAGCUGAGGCGCCGCUGAACAACGUGCAUUGA
This is a messenger RNA of Fonsecaea erecta, 846 nucleotides long. RefSeq lists its product as hypothetical. The record is from RefSeq and is a predicted model, not a curated record. Bases 1 to 846 code for a protein of 281 amino acids. The transcript has a single exon. NCBI's taxonomy places the organism in Eukaryota, Fungi, Ascomycota, Eurotiomycetes, Chaetothyriales, Herpotrichiellaceae.